AUGACUAUAGUGGCAUAUUCAAAUUCUAAAAAAAGUUGUCCAUUUUUGGUCGCAUUUUUAGAGAACUGGGAAGCAAAGGAAGUAAAAUUUACCAAGCUGGAGUGGUUAGAAGCAACAGAAGAAUUUAAAUCGGCUACAGAACUGUUGCAAGAGGAUUUAAGAGAAAUUUGGAUAAUUCUGAGAACGUUAGAAAAAGACUUAAGUUCAAAAGAAUUAGUCAAGUUAGUGAAAAGUGCACAUAGGAUCCAGACAAGAUCAGUUGAAAAAAAUAUCAAAUUAUACCAAAAUUUGAUAAAAGAAUACAAAGAGAAAAGAGAAAGAGCUAUGAGUAGAAGUACUAGUGCUGCGAUGGAAAAUAGAAUGAAUACAGAAGAUAGUGGAAAAGGAACAGGUUCCAGUUGGAGAACCAUGGAGAAGUUUGACGCUAGAAGUGGGAAGAGUUUCAGGAAAUGGGCAGAGCUGCUGGAAGACUAUUUUAUAGUGGAUAAUUUAGUCAGGGAUGAAGCAAAAAGAGCCGCAAUGCGUACAAGAUUGGAUGAAGAAUCGAGAGAAUUUCUAAAAUCCAGAACGCCCAUGGAAACGGGUACAUUCGAAUGCUGCGUAGAGACAUUAUCAAAGAAGUAUAAUGGGCAAAAAGCAAAGGAAGCCGCUAGUAUGAGAGCACGUGCUUUUAAACUCGAUAUGCGUGAGGAAAAAUUCUAUGCUUCAAUUCUAGAAUAUGCUGAUCUAGUGACUGCGACUUCAAUUUUAAAAAACGAAGAACUGUUAAAGCAUCAAAUAAAUAUGAUUCAUGAACAAUUGAAGAAUCAAGAAGAGCUAUGGAUGAAAUUAUAUUAUCAAAACAAGUAUGAAAGUUUAAUAGAACUUGCUACAGACUUAGAAACUUCUUGGAAACUGAUUUGUGAAAAGAAGAAAAGAAAGGACCACUUUUCUAGGAAUGAGAAGAAUAAGGGGAAUGAUAAGAGUCAAGGUGAAAAGAAAGGCUAUAGCAAAGAUGCAAAAAUGAAGCAAAAUAUAAAAUGUUUUAAUUGCAGUGAGAUGGGACAUUAUAAGACCAAUUGUCCAUCAUUAAAAGAAGAUAAAGCAAGAGUAGAAUCAAAAAGAAUUUAUGUUGAGGAGGAAGCAUCGGAAAGCAUGGAAGUAAUGAGAGAAACAAAUAAAAUGUUGAAAAGAAUGUUGGAAAACAAAGUUUACAACAGGGGUGUUAAGGUAAAACAAGAAAAGAAGAAGGUGUACUUGAAUAAGGAAAACAAGAAAACCGAAAAUGAGAAAAUAGCAACUUUAAGAACAGCGGUAGAACCAUAUGAAUUUUAUUUACCAGUAGAGGGUAAGGAUGGAAUAUUGUUGAGUGGAUUGAUUGAUUCUGGAGCGACCAGAACUAUAGUCAAGAAAAGUACGGCAAUGAGAUAUGGAUUUAAGCAAAAUCGGCAAACUAUGACGAAGAUAGUUUUGGCGGAUGGAACGAUGAAGAAAGCUGUUGGAGAUUUUAAGACACAGUUUAAGAUAAUACCUGAUAUUUUAGUUAAUUGCAGUAUUGUAGUUGUAGAAGAUAGGAGUGAUUUAUUAAAGGCUACUGGAACUAUUUUAGAUUAUGGGAAUAAAACAAUAAUCAUGUGUGGCAGAGAGAUACCACAUUUAACUGUGAAUAAAGAAAAAGAAAAUGAUAGAAUAAUAGCUAGAAAAGCUACUAUAAACUCGGAAAGAAAAGUUGAAGAACUAAAGAAAGAAUUUAAGAAUGUGAUAAGCCAAAGCAAGGAUGACAUUGGAAGGUGUGAUAUAGAGGCUCCGAAAUUUGAGAUAACGGACAAACAACCUCCAAAGAUUCCACGUUAUCCAGUACCUUUCAGUAAGAGAGAAGUUAUAAAAGAACAAAUUCAAUCAUGGCUUAAAGCAAAUGUUAUUGUUGAAGAUAAAUUUGUAAAAUGGAUAAUGAACUUGGUAAUAACACCAAAGUCUGAUAAAACGGAUAGAGUAUGCUUGGAUAGCCGGCCAUUAAAUAGCAGACUAAUUGGUUUUGAUUAUAAGACACCUACUUUAAAAGAUAAAGCAGGAAUAUUAAAUGGUGCAAUGUAUUAUACAACGUUGGAUCUGGUACAAUAUUUCAGUCAAAUUUCAAUUGAUGAAGAAUCUAGUAAAUUUUUAGGGUUUAGAGCACCAGAUAAUACAACAUACAGAUUUGUAAGAUUACCGUUUGGAGUAAAACAUGCAACUGCAAUUGCACAGAGAAUUAUAGAUGUUGUUCUGCAGAAUAUAGAAGAAGCAUUCAGUUAUGUGGAUGAUAUAUGCAUAGCAACAAAAGGAAGUUUAGAGCAUCAUUUUUCUAAGGUAAGAGAAGUGCUGGAGAGAUUGAGUCAACAUGGGUUGAAAAUAAAUUGGAAGAAAUGUCAAUUUGCAUGUGAGGAAAUUCAAUACCUUGGGUUUUUGUUUUCAAGACAAGGACAGGAACCAAGUCCGAUUGGUACUGAAGCAAUCAAGAAUUUUCCACAACCAAAAAACUUGAGAAGUUUAAGACGGUUUUUGGGAAAAGUAAAUUUCUAUAGGGCACACAUAGAAAAUUUGGCAAGAAUAGAAAUUCCUUUAACCAAUUUACUGAAGAAGGAGAAUUCUCUCUUCGAAUGGAAUGAAGAGUGUGAGAAAAGUUUCUCACAGAUAAAGAAAGAGUUAAUGAAAACUUGUAGAUUAAUAAUGCCAGAUGAAAAGAAACCUUAUGUGAUACAUUGUGAUGCAAGUGGUGAUGCACAUGCAGCAGCACUAAUGCAAGAAACUGCAGAAGGUUUGAAACCUUUGGGGUUUUAUUCAAAACGGCUACAAGAUAGGAAAACAUUUGUGCCAGCUGUUGAACUUGAAUUACGCUGCAUAGCUAGUUCACUUUCAUAUUUCAGACAGUGGGUUUUUGGUAAGAAAGUGUUAGUCCUAACAGAUCAUAGGCCGCUAAAGAAGUUAAUUGAAAAAAAUUGUGAAUCUCAUUUAUUGAAGUAUGUGAGGGCAAUAAAGGAAUAUGAUGUAGAGGUACAAUAUAUUCCAGGAGAAAGGAAUAUAGUGGCUGAUUGUUUAAGUAGAGCACAUUUGAGGAGAAAUAAGGUUAAUGAUAAACAAAGUGAAACUUCAGAAGAAGAUGAAGAAGGUAAGGAAAGUUUCAAUGAAAAAAUUUUAGUGGAAGAAAUAACAGAAGAGAAAACAAAACAAGAAUACAUGGAAGCAGUUCAUACAAAUCUUGGACAUGGUUGUUUUAGUAAGUGUUAUCCAUUGUUGGUAAGAAGAGUUCAUUGGACAGGAAUGGAAGCUGAUUUGAAGCUUUUUAUAAAGCAAUGUAUUAAGUGCGUAAAAAGAAAUCCAGUAUACAAAUCAAAGCUACCAAUGAAAGCCAUAGAAGCUAGUUAUCCAUUGGAGAAGAUAACUAUGGACAUUAUGGGUCCGUUGAAGAAAAGCAGAAAUAACAAGACUUACAUACUUGGAAUGGUAGAUGUAUUGAGUCGAUAUGUUAUAUUAGAACCACUUGAAGAUUGCAGGGCAGAAACGGUUAUGAAAGCGAUAAAAGAUGGUUUAUUUUAUCGUAUUGCAAUCCCAAAAGAAAUAAAAACAGACAAUGCUAAGUAUUUUGUAGCAAAAGAAAUGGAUCAAUUGAUGGAGGAGUUUGGUGUGACGUUAGAACAUUCUACACCAAGACAUCAUGAAGGGUCGUCGAUAAUUGAAAGAACCUUUAGAUCAAUUCAAAAUAUGAUUGCGAAGUUGAUUGAAGAGGAUGAUUAUCUGGAUUGGGACAAUUUAUUGAAGCCAGUUAGUUAUUUCUAUAAUCAACAAAUACACUGUACAACUCAGGAGUCUCCACAUUCAAUAAUGUUUGGGUGGAAAGGGCAAUUACCUGUAGAUUUGAGAAAAAGCAGAAAUUUGCUCUAUCUAGUUGAUUAUAAAGAUGAUGUGUUGGAAAGAAAUGCAGCUUUUGAAUUAACAAGAAAGAUAAUGGUUGAAGAAAGAAGUUUAAGAAAUCAAAAACACAAUGAAAGAGCUAAAGAACCAGCUAGAAUUAAGGAGCUUGGUACAGGGGCAAAAGUUCUGGUAAAGAAGCCGGUUGCAGGAAAAGAUGUAAUUGGGAAAUUUUCUUCAGAAUGGAGUGAAGGGUAUAAGAUAUUAAGAAGAGAGGGAAACAGUUUCUGGUUGACAAAAGGGAGAGGGAGACCUAUAAAAGUAUUUAUGGAUAAUGUGAAGCUCGAUCCAAAACCAGAUGAAACCCAGGAGGGGGAAGUUUCUGAGGGAUAA
This is a messenger RNA of Strongyloides ratti, 4257 nucleotides long. Its product is annotated as Reverse transcriptase domain and Integrase, catalytic core domain and Zinc finger, CCHC-type domain and Ribonuclease H-like domain-containing protein. NCBI's taxonomy places the organism in Eukaryota, Metazoa, Nematoda, Chromadorea, Rhabditida, Strongyloididae. Gene Ontology annotation, biological process: DNA integration; proteolysis. The record is from RefSeq and is a predicted model, not a curated record. Bases 1 to 4257 code for a protein of 1418 amino acids. Gene Ontology annotation, molecular function: aspartic-type endopeptidase activity; nucleic acid binding; zinc ion binding. The transcript has 3 exons.